GUGGGGAGAUCGGUGGCGAUGGAGGAUGUGAGACCUAAAGGGCAAGGAAAUAAAGUUUCAGUACAAAACGGUUCGAUUCAUCAAAAAGAUGCUGUAAAUGAUGAUGAUUUUGAGCCAUACUUAAGGAGCCAGACAAAUCAGAAUAACAGCUAUCCACCAAUGUCAGAUCCAUACAUGCCUAGUUACUAUGCUCCAUCCAUUGGAUUUCCAUAUUCGCUUGGGAAAGCAGCAUGGUCCACAGCUGGAGACCAGCCUCUGCCAUAUCUGACAACCUAUGGACAGAUGAGUAAUGGAGAGCAUCAUUAUAUACCGGACGGUGUGUUUAGUCAGCCUGGGGCAUUAGGAAAUACCCCUCCAUUUCUUGGUCAACACGGAUUUAACUUUUUUCCUGGUAAUGCUGAUUUCUCUACAUGGGGGACAAGUGGAUCUCAGGGACAAUCAACACAAAGUUCUGCUUAUAGUAGCAGUUACGGUUAUCCACCUAGUUCUCUUGGGAGAGCUAUUACUGAUGGACAGGCUGGAUUUGGCAAUGAUACUUUGAGCAAGGUGCCUGGCAUUAGCAGUAUCGAGCAAGGCAUGACCGGACUGAAAAUUGGUGGUGACCUGACCGCUGCAGUGACGAAAACUGUAGGAACAGCAUUGAGCAGCAGUGGUAUGACCAGCAUCGCAACCAGUAGUGUGCCCCCGGUUAGCAGUGCGGCUCCGAAACCCAUCUCCUGGGCAGCCAUUGCCAGAAAGCCCGCCAAACCUCAACCGAAACUUAAACCCAAGGGCAAUGUGGGCAUCGGGGGUUCCGCUGUGCCGCCACCUCCUAUAAAACACAACAUGAAUAUUGGAACUUGGGAUGAAAAGGGGUCAGUGGUAAAGGCUCCAGCAACCCAACCAGUCCUGCCUCCUCAGACUAUAAUCCAGCAGCCUCAGCCAUUAAUUCAGCCACCACCCCUGGUGCAGAGCCAACUGCCUCAACCGCAGCCUCAGCCGCCACAAGCGCAGCAGCCACAAGGACCUCAGCCACAGGCCCAGCCUCACCAAGUGCAGCCCCCGCAGCCACAGCCGCAGCACCGCUGGGUGGCGCCCCGGAACAGGGGGGCCGGCUUCAACCAGAACAAUGGAGCGGGCAGUGAAAACUUUGGUCUAGGUGUCGUUCCUGUCAGCGCUUCCCCGUCGAGUGUGGAAGUGCAUCCCGUGCUGGAAAAGCUAAAGGCCAUAAACAACUACAAUCCCAAAGACUCUGACUGGAACCUGAAGAACGGACGUGUGUUUAUAAUUAAGAGCUAUUCUGAGGACGACAUACACCGUUCCAUUAAGUACUCUAUCUGGUGUAGUACUGAGCAUGGGAAUAAGCGUUUGGAUGCGGCUUACCGUUCCCUGAAUGGGAAAGGCCCACUCUAUCUGCUCUUUAGUGUGAAUGGCAGUGGCCACUUCUGUGGAGUGGCUGAGAUGAAGUCUGUUGUGGACUAUAAUGCGUAUGCUGGUGUCUGGUCUCAGCAUAAGUGGAAGGGCAAAUUUGAAGUUAAAUGGAUCUUUGUCAAAGAUGUCCCCAAUAACCAAUUACGGCAUAUUCGCUUAGAAAAUAAUGACAACAAGCCAGUUACCAAUUCAAGGGACACUCAAGUGGUACCCCUAGAAAAAGCUAAGCAAGUGCUUAAAAUAAUUGCUACUUUCAAGCAUACCACCUCAAUCUUUGAUGACUUCGCACAUUAUGAAAAGCGUCAAGAAGAGGAAGCCAUGCGAGACCAGGGCCCUCAGGACCCUCCUGCCUCCUGCUCCACCCAGUUUGUACAGAGUCAGGGCUCAGGGCUGUGA
Cervus elaphus (red deer) is the source of this 1806-nucleotide messenger RNA. Its product is annotated as YTH domain-containing family protein 3-like. Gene Ontology annotation, cellular component: cytoplasm. The transcript has 3 exons. Gene Ontology annotation, biological process: mRNA destabilization. NCBI's taxonomy places the organism in Eukaryota, Metazoa, Chordata, Mammalia, Artiodactyla, Cervidae. The coding region runs from base 19 to 1806 and encodes 595 amino acids. Gene Ontology annotation, molecular function: mRNA binding; N6-methyladenosine-containing RNA reader activity. The record is from RefSeq and is a predicted model, not a curated record.